GCAAAACAAUACAGAAGUUGUAACAACAAGCACUUUACUGUAUAAUGGAAAACACACACUUGUAAUUGUUUCAUACGUACAUUAUGGUUUACACACCAUCUUGGGUGAUUGUUAUCUGUGUUUUGCUUACAUGUUUUUCAUAUGGACGGUGUAAAAAUUUUAAGGAAGAUCUAGUGAAGCUUCACAAUACACUUAGGAACAUUCAUGCGUCUCCAGGCUUGAAGCUUGACCAGCAGUUAAGCAAACAAGCACAAGAUUUAGCAGAUGAAGCAGCUGCGAAGGGAAAUUUUGAAAGCAAACCUAAGUCAGGUUCCAACACAUUCAUGUUAUGUACUACAUAUAAUCGUGCACUUACUGCAAAAGAAACAGUUGAAGCUUGGUAUGAUGAAGUUUGCACUGCUGGUUUUUCGUUUGAACAUCCCUACAACAAACACGCACUUGCUUUUACCGAGCUUAUCUGGAAAGACACAAAUACUAUAGGUGUUGGCAAAAGUUCAAAAACGUACAACAACGACACCAAAUGCACUUUUGUUGUGGCUAUAUAUCGUCCACCAGGAAACAUUGUAAAUGCCGAUUCUAAAAACAAGGAUGAAGUAUUUUUGGAGAAUAUCCAAAAAGGAAAAUUCAAUGAAAAUUAUUGUGACAAGUUAAAAGAUAAUAAAAGACAUCGUAUUCCAUCAAUCCAAAAGAGAAGCAUAAGAACAACUACUUACGAAACACAUCAAAAUAACAAUGAUUUACAACUUGAUAAACGAUCACUGUAUUACAGAUUCCCUGCCAAAUUUCUUAUUGAUCCCAUCACAGGACAAGCAAAGGCUGUUGCGCCAGAGCGUGCCAAUGUUAAUUCUUAUGCGAAGUCCCAACUCGGAGUGGCUCCAACAUAUGACCGAUCUAUGUACAACAAUAUGCCAUACGCUGCCCCAUCUCCAUACACAGAGUCAUCUAUGUAUGGUCAAGAAGUGAUGCCUCAAACUGCAAUGGCAUAUUCUGGCAUGGGACGUUAUAAUUAUGAGGGUGCUAAACCAAUGGAUACAUACACACCUGAUGAUGGUAUUAGUUUAGGACGCAGAUAUACACCUGCAGUGGUGCAACCCCCACCAAGUCCAAUAGUUAUGGCUGCUUUUAAAAAACCAAAAGUUCCAAGAGUUUUGCAGAUGCCGAGUGCUUUAAAGAAAAGAAAAGAAACUCGUGUUGGCAAGAAAAGUGUGAAAAAUGAAAAGACAGGAACUGUCCGUGGUUUAGAUGAAAGUGAAAGACUGAAGCUUCAAGCAGAUGCAUUAAGUGUUCACAAUGCAUUUCGGAAAAUACACGGUGUUCCUCCUCUUGAGUUAGAUGAACAGCUAUGUAAAGAAUCUCAAGUGUGGGCCGAAGAAAAUGCUGCAAAUGGAAGAAUGAAACAUUCUGAGUUAACAAAUUAUGGGGAAAAUUUGGCCUUUCGCUGCACGGGUGAUAAAUCUGUAGCAUCUAUUAAUGAUUCAGCUGCUGACUGGUACCGCGAAGUAUGUGAACAUAACUAUGAUUUCAACAAAAACGAUGCACAAUUUAAUGCCCUACACUUUACUCAAUUGAUCUGGAAGGAAAGUUCAAAGCUGGGAAUUGGCAUGGCCACUUCCACAAAGGACAAAAUGCUGUGUACUUAUUUUGUGGCACGGUAUACACCGCGAGGAAAUAUGGGAGGAGAGUUCUUAAAAAAUGCACCAAAAGGUUCAUUUGACAAAACCAAAACUUGCGAUGAAAUUGACACAAUAAAGAACCAAGCAAAUCCUUCUGACAAUAGUCCUACAACUGAAGAUAAAGAACCUUCUAAUGCAGCUGAUGGUAAUGGAAUUGCUCCUACACCUACUACUGGAGAGACUACACCGUCCACAGAAAGUGAAGCUCAAACCACAAAGAAACCAAACAGUGAAGAUCCAAACAAUGCACAGCAAGACCAAGAUGAAAAGAAUUAUCAAGAAGACGCUGUAAAAGUGAUGAAUGCAUUUCGAAAAAUUCAUGACAGUCCACCACUGACUGUGAACAACAAUUUACAUGCUAAAGCUAAACAACGUGCUGACAGUUUUGUUACUGGUCUUGUAAAAAGAAGUGAAAGAAAGCAAAAACCUGGAGAGAAUGUCCAAGUUGCAUGUAAUCCUAUUGACAAGGUUCUACCUCCUGAAGAAGCCAUAGGAAACUUGUACCGUGAGGUAUGUGGGAAAAAUUACACCUUUGAGAAAGAAGGUCCACAAAAUGCAUCUCAUUUUACACAGAUGGUUUGGAAAUCAUCAACUGAGGUUGGAGUAGCAUACGCUACAAAAAAGAAAAGAAAUGGAAAUUUGUGUACUGUAGUUGUAGCAAUAUACGAGCCUGUUGGCAAUCUUCCUGGUGAAUUCUUGAAGAAUGUUAAAAAGGGAAAGUAUGAUCGAUCAUAUUGUGGAAGUAUUAACACAAUAGCUUCUGCAGCUUUAGAAGAUACACCAAAAGUGGAGGCUAAGCCUGAGGAUGUACCUGCAGAAGAAAAGCCUGGAGACAACCCUGUAGAGCCCAAGCCAGAUGGAAGUGAGAAAGGACAAGAAAACAUCCCAACAGAGGCCAAACCUGGAAAUAAUUCAGUAGAGGCGAAACCAGAUGAUAAUAACGGUGAAAAGAAACCUGGAGACAACCCAUUGGAAGCUAAACCAGAUGAUAAUAAUGUCGAGAAAAAGCCAGAGGAUAUAUUGGGAGAAGGGAAACCAGAUGAAAAUCCAGGUGACAAGAAGCCUGAGGAGAAUAAUGGUGAAAAAAAGCCAGAAGACAACCUAGUAGAGGCUAAACCAGAUGGGAGUGAGAAAAAGCCAGAAGACGUCCCAACAGAGGCUAAACCUGGAAAUAAUUCUGUAGAGGCUAAACCAGAUGAUGGUAAUGAGAAAAAACCUGGAAAUAACCCAGUAGAGGCUAAACCAGAUGAUAAAAAUAGUGAUAAAAAGCCAGAGGAUAUAUUGGGACAAAAGAAGCCAGAUGAAAAUUUAGGUGACAAGAAGCCUGAGGAAAAUAAUGGUGAGAAGAAGCCAGAAGACAAACUUGUGGAGGCUAAGCCAGAUGAUAACAAUGAUGAUAAGAAGCCUGGGGAAAACCCAGUGGCAGCUAAACCGGAUGAUAAUGGUGAGAAGAAGCCAGAGGAUAUAUUGGGAGAAAAGAAGCCAGAUGAAAAUCCAGGCGACAAAAAGCCUGAGGAAAAUAAUGGUGAGAAGAAGCCAGAAGACAAACUUGUGGAGGCUAAGCCAGAUGAUAACAAUGAUGAUAAGAAGCCUGGGGAAGACCCAGUUGAAGCUAAACCGGAUGAUAAUGGUGAGAAGAAGCCAGAGGAUAUAUUUGGAGAAAAGAAGCCAGAUGAAAAUUUAGGUGACAAGAAGCCUGAGGAAAAUAAUGGUGAAGAGAAACCAGAAGACUACCCUGCAAAGGCUAAACCAGAUGAUAGUGAAAAAAACCCUGGAAACACUUCAACAGAGGCUAAACCUGGGAAUAACUCAGUAGAGGCUAAGCCAGAUGAUAAUGGCGAGAAAAAGCCAGAAGACAACCCGACAGAAGCUAAACCUGGAGAUAACCCAUUGGAGGCUAAGCCAGAUGAUAAUGGCGAGAAAAAGCCAGAAGACAACCCGACAGAAGCUAAACCUGGAGAUAACCCAUUGGAGGCUAAGCCAGAUGAUAAUAACGGUACGAAGAAACCAGAAGAUAAGCCAAUGGAGUCUAAACCUGGAGACAAUCCGUUAGAAGCUAAGCCAGAUGUAGAUCCUGAAGAUAAAAAGCCAGAAGAUAAUAAGCCUGAAGAUAAUAAUGGUGAGAAAAAACCUGAGGAUAACUUGUCUGACAAAAAGCCAGAAGAUAUACUUGGAGAAAACAGACCGAAUGAUAGUACUAAAAAAAAACCUGAUGUCGAUCCUGAAGAUGUAACCCCAGAUGAUAAGAAACCAGAAAAUGACAAGAAGCCAGAAGACAACAAUGGCGAAGAUAAACCAGAAGAAAAGAAACCUGGUGAAGAAAAGACGCCGGAAGGUGAAAAAAAACCUUCCACAGAUGUUAACCCAGAAGAUGUAAAUUUUGCUAAGGAAGGUCUGAAAGCACACAAUGCUUUAAGAAGUAUUCACCAAUCACAACCACUCGUAGAGAAUGUUGAAUUAACAAAGAAAGCAAAAGAAUUAGCGGUUAGCUUCUCACAAGCUGGUGAUAAAAGGAAAAGAACAGUUGAGGUUAAUAUGGGUGAAAAUAUAGAAAAGUCAUGUCAUGCAGAAGAACAGGAAAUAAAGGCUGAAGAAGCUGUUUUAGAAUGGUGGUCUAAAGGAUUUUGUGAUGGAGGCCCCGAUGCUAUUGCACAAAAACUAUUAUCUCCAGGGUCUCAAGUUGUUUGGAAUUCUUCAGUUGAAUUUGGAAUGGCAGAAGCAAAAUAUGCAGAGAAUGGCAAAUUUUGCACUGUUAUUGUUGCGUUGUAUUCGCCAAAAGGAAAUAUAGAAGGUGAAUUUGAUACCAACGUAAAGGAAGGCGAUUUUGACUAUAAUACAAUGUGUGAUGACAAAAACAGCACAAUGCAAAUUGCAAAAGAAUUAUUGGAGAAAGGAAAUGAAUCUGAUGAAGAUGAAGCCAAGCAAGGAACUGCAACAGGAACACCCACAAAAGGUGGAGAAAACAUGGGUGAAACAGGUGAGCCGGCUGGGGGAAGUACUAAUGAACCAAGUGAUGAAACAGACAAAGAGAAACCAAGCUCUCCCGACUCGGCAUCCACAAGUGAUAAACCAUCAACAACUGAAGGCAGCGGUAGCAAAGAAUCAGGACAUGAGAAGGCUGCAUUGGAGGCACAUAACAUAUUAAGAAAAAUUCAUGACGCUGAACCUAUGAAGCUGAAUGACGACAUGUCGGCAUCGGCUGCUGCUUACGCUAAAAAAAUUGCUGACUCAGGAUCUAUGGAACACAGCACCUCUGCUGAAAGAAAUGGUGAUGGAGAGAAUCUAGCCAUGUCGUGUUCUUCAGGCAACGAGGAAUUUAAUGUGGCGACUCAUGUGAGAAAUUGGUAUAAAGAGGUGUGCGAUCCUGGUUACAAUUUCAAUUCGGGCGGCUUUAGCGGUGGCACUGGUCAUUUUACCCAAGUUGUAUGGAAAGAUUCUAGCGAACUAGGCAUUGGUGUAGCAAAAGGGAAAAACAGUGGAAUGACCUGCUAUUAUACAGUUGGGCGGUACCGCACGGCUGGAAACAUGCAGGGGGCGUUUCCAAAAAAUGUUGUAAAAGGAACAUUUUCAAAGAGCAGUACUUGCGCGUCAGUGGAUAAGAUGCUGGGCUUAACCGCCAAGAGAAGUCCAUCUGCAGCUAGUAAGCGCAGCGGUAACGUUGAAAAAAAAGGAGUCCCUUUAAAAGUUGCGACGGUGAAAGGCAUAUUACGAACUAUCAUCCAGCCGAAGCAUCACAAAUUGCAGAAGAAAACCCAUCUAACACAUUCAAAACACUAAAACACAACAACUAACGUUCAACAUUAUAACAACACCUAAAUUUAACGUAUACUUUAUACUUACCGAACUCGAACUCAGGCUAUGAAGCUCCGCUCAAGGUAGCCUGGAAUCGAAAGUGGCUUUCAAUCACUGUAAAUUACUUUACUAUGCAAAAAGUUUAUAUUAAACUGUA
Hydractinia symbiolongicarpus is the source of this 5622-nucleotide messenger RNA. RefSeq lists its product as uncharacterized. Bases 84 to 5450 code for a protein of 1788 amino acids. The transcript is spliced from 23 exons. Gene Ontology annotation, cellular component: extracellular region. NCBI's taxonomy places the organism in Eukaryota, Metazoa, Cnidaria, Hydrozoa, Anthoathecata, Hydractiniidae. The record is from RefSeq and is a predicted model, not a curated record.